AUGGCACUUACUAUUGGGCUGAUGGAAGGAAGUAUGUGGGUGAAUGGGCUAAUGGCGUUCGCAAUGGACAAGGAGUAUUUACAUGGCCAAGUGGCGAUCGAUAUGAAGGGAGUUGGAAAAACGACACGAUGCAUGGUCAUGGCACUUACUAUUGGGCCAGUGGAGGCAAGUAUGUGGGUGAAUGGGCCGAUGGUGAUUUCAAUGGGGAAGGAGUGCGUACAUGGCCAAACGGCAAUCGAUAUGACGGAAGUUGGAAAAACGACACAAUGCAUGGUCAUGGCACUUACUAUUCGGCCAGUGAAGACAAGUAUGUGGGUGAAUGGGCCGAUGAUGUUCGCAAUGGGCAAGGAGUGCAUACAUUGCCAAACGGCGAUCGAUAUGAAGGGAGUUGGAAAAAACGACACGAUGCAUGGUCAUGGUACUUACUAUUGGGCCGAUGGAAGGAAGUAUGUGGGUGAAUGGGCUGAUGAUGUUCGCAAUGGGCAAGGAGUACUUACAUGGCCAAGUGGCGAUCGGUAUGAAGGAAGUUUUAAAAACGAGAAGAAGCAUGGUCAUGGCACUUACUAUUGGGCCAGUGGAGGCAAGUAUGUGGGUGAAUGGGCUGAUGAUGUUCGCAAUGGGCAAGGAGUGCAUGCAGUGCCAAACGGCGAUCGAUAUGAAGGAAGUUGGAUAAACGGCCAGAAGCAUGGUCGUGGCACUUACUAUUGGGCCAGUGGAGGCAAGUAUGUGGGUGAAUGGGCCGAUGAUGUUCGCAAUGGGCAAGGAGUGCAUGCAGUGCCAAACGGCGAUCGAUAUGAAGGAAGUUUUAAAAACGACAAGAAGCAUGGUCAUGGCACUUACUAUUGGGCUAGCGGACACAAGUAUGUGGGUGAAUGGGCCGAUGAUGUUCGCAAUGGGCAAGGAUUAUUUACAGGGUCAAACGGCGAUCGAUAUGAAGGAAGUUGGAAAAACGACAAGCAGCGUGGUGAUGGCACUUACUAUUGGGCCAGUGGAGGCAAGUAUGUGGGUGAAUGGGCUGAUGGUGUUCGCAAUGGGCAAGGAGUGCAUACAUUGCCAAACAGCGAUCGAUAUAAAGGAAGUUGGAAAAACGACAAGAAGCAUGGUCAUGGGACUUACUAUUGGGCCAGUGGAGGCAGAUAUGUGGGUGAAUGGGUCAAUGAUGUUCGCAAUGGGUAA
Didymodactylos carnosus is the source of this 1176-nucleotide messenger RNA. NCBI's taxonomy places the organism in Eukaryota, Metazoa, Rotifera, Eurotatoria, Philodinida, Philodinidae. The record is from the annotation of a GenBank genome assembly.